AUGAAUAGAGUGCAACUCCGAGCUCAUCUUGAGAGAUCCCGAGACUCGUAUUUUGAGCAACUGGACAGAGAGAGAGCGAGGCAGAGGGACAUCCGCGGCUUUGGAGGUGCGUGUAGCUCUUUGGCACUUUACCCGAGUUUGCCUGCCAGGGUGAGGCAGUUAGUGGACGAGGCCGGCUUUGGGGAGUUCAUCCAGGCGCUUACACCGGCCAGAAAUGACCAUGCCGUUCUAGUGGUGCUCGCAGAGAGGUGGAGGGACACUACCAACACCUUUCACUUACCCAUAGGGGAGUUGACAGUGACACCGACUGACUUUACGGUGAUCACCGGCCUGAGAGUCAGAGGCGAGCCUAUCCCGUUUGAUUCGGGCAUUCAAGACGAUCCUGUGGCUCUAAAGUGGUUCUUGGGAGAGGUGCUCAAGAUUGAGGAAGGGAUGGCAUGGUACAGGCAGUUCACCAAGUACCUCAAGAAAAAGGUAACGACUGAGCAAGAAGCGGAGCAGAUGGCUCGGGCGUACCUGUUGUAUCUCUUCGGCGCAACCCUAUACCCAAACAGGUGCAGUAAGGUCCACCUGUCAUACUUGCCCGCACUGAGGGAAUUGAGGACAGCCUCAUGCUUCGACUGGGGUGGAGCGGCACUAGGCGCGGCCUAUGGUUUCUUGGGCGACUCAUCGAGGACAGAGAUGAGCACGGCUGGAUAUUGGAAGAUCUGGGAGCUUUGGGCGUACGAGGUUUUGAACAUGUGA
This is a messenger RNA of Rhododendron vialii, 744 nucleotides long. RefSeq names its product protein MAINTENANCE OF MERISTEMS-like. The record is from RefSeq and is a predicted model, not a curated record. NCBI's taxonomy places the organism in Eukaryota, Viridiplantae, Streptophyta, Magnoliopsida, Ericales, Ericaceae. Gene Ontology annotation, biological process: meristem maintenance; meristem development. The transcript is spliced from 3 exons. The coding region runs from base 1 to 744 and encodes 247 amino acids.